AUGGUUUCCAGAUCACCCGCCCCGCGCUCACGCCUUGGCAACGGCGGACUUGGCAACCUUGCCGCAGAACCACCCGCAAAUUUGUGGAUCUCCCCAUUUUCUCUGCUCAACAUUGCGCAACUUCGCCCCCAUCGCGCUAGCUACAUGGACACGCAGGAGAUCCGGGCAGUGCAUGCCGUGCUGCAUUUAAUCUCCCAUCGCAACAAGAACCAGCACCAGCGGGCCAAAUGGUGGAAGUGGCUGGCCCGACUGAAGCGCAUGGCCGCUGACCUGGAAUCGCAAAACGGCAGUGUCGCGAUUUCGGCUGCUUACAAGCAGUAUCUGUCUAAACAUCUAAUUCCGAAGUGUUACUUGGCAUUCUCUACUGUCGUCGCCGAAAACCAGUUUUCCACACUGGGAAUCGUGCUGUUGGCGACUCUUUCUCGCUUUGCCAAGGCAACGGGGACCAAAUUCGAAGAGGAGACGCGGCAACGACCGCAGGUCAAGAAGAAGACUCAGUCGGCUCCGCCCACCGAGGAUCGCGGAGAACGCGUGAGUCGCGCUGAUAUUGGCGUAGCACUGUCAUUGGAACAAGAACCUCAAGUGCACGGGAAGAAGUCAAAGCAGCCAACCGAUGCAAAACCCUCUACCGUUAAAAAGUCGAAGAAGGUUAAGCGAAAGAAGAACGCCAUCGACGAUCUAUUCAGUGGUUUAUUCUAG
Molecule: messenger RNA, 699 nt
Organism: Penicillium brasilianum
Lineage: Eukaryota; Fungi; Ascomycota; Eurotiomycetes; Eurotiales; Aspergillaceae
Source: the annotation of a GenBank genome assembly